AUGUCGUGUUCAGGUCUGGAACAGUGCAUUCCGUUUAUGCGAUUCGACCAUUUCACUGGAAAUGAAGUCACCUACAUUUUCACACUCAUUGGACUUGGAUGCAUACCAUUGAUCUGCUUUGGCAUCGGCUACAUUCUAAUCCAACGUCGUCGUCGUAUGGGUUGGGACAUAUCAUACGAUGAUCUUUCCGCAACGGCUGUCGACGAUGAUGCACCCAAGGAUCGAUACUCUAUUCAAGCUUUUGAAUGGUUGGACGAGUGCUACGUUCGGCAAGUGAUAGUGGAAUUUGCGCCUGGUAUUCUUACUGUGAGGAAACCACGAGGGCAGAUUUUGAGGAAGAUGAUCUUCCCGGAAAAUGCAGACAUCACAGUGUAUCACAGCGAACCUAAUGCUUCCACUAUUCAUGGUCCUUACUGCCUCAUAAAACUGAAGAAGACGCACGAUUUGGUAUUGCGACUACCAUCUGACAAACAUUUACCAGAGUUCUUAGCUGCGCUUACCUUGUGUUUGAAGAAGUUCGACGGAAGAGUCACAUCUAUAGCCACUCCGAAUGAAGUGCUUCUGGAAAAGGCAGAAACUAAGGAACGCCGUCAACAACGUUUGGAUCAUUUCUUCCGUGAAGCCUAUGCCCGCGCUUUCGAUCAACCCAAACUUAGUGACGCCACAAAUAGGGAACAUGAUAGCGACGAUAUAUUAAACCAAACCAUCACCAAGAGUGAACUCGCACAAGCGAUGGGAAUGCGUGAAAAUGACGUGUUCGUAGAGCGAAUGUUCGCUGUCACUUCUCGAACCGACAGCGAUGUUAUCACAUUUGCCGAAUUUUUGGAAGUCCUGAAACAAUUCAAUGAAGGUUAG
Messenger RNA from Strongylus vulgaris, 855 nucleotides. NCBI's taxonomy places the organism in Eukaryota, Metazoa, Nematoda, Chromadorea, Rhabditida, Strongylidae. The record is from the annotation of a GenBank genome assembly.